UUUCAGCAGCAACAACAGUUAGUCAGCCACCUCGGUAGCCUGCUAGACAAAACAGCCGAACCAAUAAAGCUCUUUAGACUCUUUCGUGUAUAUUAGCUACUGUGUUUUAAACACACUUCUGUCGUCUACUUAGUUAUCCGAUUUAAUUACAUAUUUACAUUGUUGUUAUUAUUCAGCUAGCGGGCUGGUUAAGUUAGCAUUAGCCUAGCUAGCUAACAUCCCCGACCAUGCGGUCACUAAGCUUCUCUCCUUCUAAAGAGGAGGAAGAUAUCACAGUAAAACAAGAAGUAGAGGGUGAGGCCGUUACUGUGAAAGAAGAGGAAGACGAGUUCAGUGUGAAAGAGGAGGAGGAUGUUACAGUAAAAGGAGAGGAAGAUGCAGUUUAUGGCGUGAAAGAGGAAGAGGAGAUGACUGUUACACCGAAAAAUGAGGAAGAAGAGGAGGAAACUGGAUAUCUGGGCCCGGUUUCCCAAACGCGUCUUAAGGCAUCCAAUGGUUCUAACGAUGAAUUUAGCCAUAAGAUGGUUUUGAGAAACCGUUCCCUGAUUAACACUAGAGAGAGACGUGACUAUCGUGGACCCUCUGGGGAGCCUCAACAACCUGAUGAUGCUGACGAGGCAGAGAAGAGUCUCUCCAGAUCAGAACUCCUCAAGAAACACCAGCAGAGACCCACGGGGAAGAUAAAUCACCGCUCUGACUAUGGGAAGAGAUUCACCUCAUCAGCAGGCAUUAAAAUGCAUCAGAGAAUCCACACAGUAGAGAAACGUUAUUGCUGUACUCAAUGUGGGAAGAGUGUUGAUACAUCUAGCCAUCUUAUUGUACACCAAAGAACACACACAGGAGAGAAACCUUAUAGCUGUGAUCAAUGUGGGAAGAGUUUUAUUCAGCUAAGCAACCUGAUAUCACACCAGAGAAUACACACGGGAGAGAAACCGUAUAGCUGUGAUGAAUGUGGGAAGAGUUUUACUCACAUAGGCACCCUGAUAUCACACCGGAGAAUACACACAGGAGAGAAACCGUAUAGCUGUGGUGAAUGUGGGAAGAGUUUUGCUUUUUCGAAUAAUCUGACUCUUCACCAGAGAACACACACAGGAGAGAAACCUUAUAGCUGUACUCAAUGUGGGAAGAGUUAUACUCAUUCAACCAGCCUGAUAUCACACCAGAGAACACACACGGGAGAGAAACCGUAUAUCUGUGAUCAAUGUGGAAAGAGUUUUACUCAGCUAAGAAGCCUGGUAACACACCAGAGAACACACACAGGAGAGAGACCGUAUAGCUGUGAUGAAUGUGGGAAGAGUUUUGCUAGUUCCCGCAAUCUGACACUUCACCAGAGAACACACACAGGAGAGAAACCCUAUAGCUGUACUCAAUGUGGGAAGUUGUUUUUUACAUCUAGCCUUCUGAAGACACACCAGAGAAGACACACAGGAGAGAAAUCUUAUAGCUGUACUGUAUGUGGGAAGAGUUUUGUUCAAUCUGGGGAACUGAAGAUUCACCGGAGAACACACACAGGGGAGAAACCGUAUAGCUGUACUCAAUGUGGGAAGAGUUUUACUCAGCUAAAUGGCCUGAUAUCACACCAGAGAACACACACAGGAGAGAAACCUUAUAGCUGUGAUCAAUGUGGGAAGAGUUUUGUUCAGUCUAGCUCUCUGAAGAUACACCAGAGAACACACACAGGAGAGAAACCUCAUAGCUGUGAUCAGUGUGACCAGAGAUACUCUGAAAAAAGAUCUCUGAUCAAACAUCAGAAAAUACAUACAUGAAAGAUUUGUUUCAUGGUAUCAAUGAAAUGAUUUCACAAUGUAGAAUGUUUUAACAUUGUAGUAGGAGUAUUUUAAUGAUGUCACAAUGUAGAACCCUAAACGUUUGCCCCCUGUUCUAUUGAUUUCAGCAUGAUGUGGAUAUUAGCCCCAGGGGGAAAAUCCAGUUAUGAAAUGGAAGAGUAUUAUUUAUGAGAUUUAAGAAAAAGUGACGAACAAAAAGAGUCGUUACACUUACCACAUUGGUGACCCACUUGAGUCAAAAUGCAACACUUCAAAAUGUGGCGAGCUGUUUUCUACAAAUUGUCCUCUAACCAGUGAUGUACACAUUAUUCCCAGAUUCCGUGUGGUUUUUGAGCUGUUAGUUUUAACAGGGUGUGCAACCUCAUCUCCCCCCUCUCAGCACAAUUGUGGAAUGUUUUAACAUUGUAGAAUUAGCAUUUCAAUAAUGUCACAAUGCAGAACCCUAAACCUUUGCCCCCUUAUCAUUUGAUUUCAACAUGAUAUGGAUAUUAGCUUCGGGGAAAUCCAGGCUCUGAAUUUGAAGAGUACUAUUUAUGUGAUUUAACAAAAAGUGACUAACACAAAAAGAGCUGAGUUACACUUACCAUGUUGGUGACCCACUUGAAUCAAAAUGCAACACUUCAAAAUGUAGCUUGCUGUUUUCUACAAAUUGUCCUCUAUAAUCAGUGAUGUACACAUUA
This is a messenger RNA of Oncorhynchus nerka (sockeye salmon), 2467 nucleotides long. Its product is annotated as gastrula zinc finger protein XlCGF57.1-like. Bases 228 to 1766 code for a protein of 512 amino acids. The transcript has 2 exons. Lineage: Eukaryota; Metazoa; Chordata; Actinopteri; Salmoniformes; Salmonidae. The record is from RefSeq and is a predicted model, not a curated record.